UCAAUUUGUCCGGAAGUAGAUGGCGUGCGUUACUGCUAUAUGGUGCAAAGAUGGAAGUGUUUCUUUAUAAUUCCACAGUUUGUAGAUUAUGUGGCGAAGAAAAUGAUAAUGGAACUUUAUUAUAUUCCAGCGAAGAAAAUAACCAAAACUUAAGUGAAAUUAUAAACUCCUAUUUACCUUUAAAGGUAUCAGAUGACGGUGAACUUCCCAGGACUAUUUGUCCGGGCUGUACUAUUCAGUUGGAAGCCUCAGUUGAAUUUUUGAACUUAAUUAUUAAUGGACAGAAAAUAAUAAGAGAAUUAUAUCAACGCGAAAGGGAAUAUAAGAAAAAUAUUUUGAAUACAUCAAGUACGGACACACCAGAAAUAAUAUCUGAAAAAAUCAUCUAUGAAAUUAACACUAGCGAUGGAGUGUACCAAGUUGAACAUCCUAUUUCCCUACAAGUGGCCGGCCUUGAGAAACCAAAACGGAAACGGGGUAGACCUCCCAAGAAACCUAAGACUCCUGAAGAAAUUGCACAAGAAGCAGCAGCCAAAGAACAGCAAGAAGUUAGUAAAACUGAUGAAAAAGAGGAGGAGGAACCAUCGGGUAAGAGAAGAAGAAAAGCACCGACUAGGUUUAAGGAAGCUGUCCAGGGUAAAGAACUGGAAAGAAUAUUCAUAGAAGUUGGGGUGAUAGAAGGAGAGGAGGCUGAGAAGAAGCCUAAAGCUGACCCUAUUCCUAAAGAACCAGAGGUUAUUGGACAUUUAGAAGAUUCAGGAGAGCUUGUUGUUGUUGUUAAAGGCAAAGGAAGAGGGAGGCCCAAAGGUCGCAUGCGGCAGACGCGCGAGGAGUGCGCGGUGUGCGGGCAGCAGUUCUCGUCGCGCGGGCGCUACAUGUCGCACGUGGCGGCGCACGGACACGCGCUGCAGCAGCUGCGCGCCGCGCGCGAGCCUGACAUCACUGAACCGGUAAAUGAAACAGAAAUAACUACAGAAACCGCAGAAAACGACGAAACGGCUCCAGUUAACAAACCGGAGGGUGACGUCCAAAAUGCAUUAGUUCCACAAGCUCUGCCUGAUAUGACUGAUGCGAGCGAAUAUAAGAAUGAAACUGGAGAGACCACAGAUCCUCUUAAAGUUGAAGAAGAAGUAGAUGUUGUCGGAGAAGAUCCCAACGACACAAAUAAUGAAAAAAAUAGUGUUUCAGAAACUGUUAGUGAAGCAUCUGAGGAUGAAAUCGAAGUACAAACCGAAAAAGGAAAAGUUAAACUAAAAUGUAAUCACUGUGAUAAAUUGUUCAGCAAUAGGCAGAGCAAAUCAUUACAUGUCAAGGCCGUGCACUUCGGCGUGAAGUCGUACGCGUGCACGGAGUGCGACGCGAGCUUCGCGUACCCGCAGUCGCUGGCCGUGCACCGCGUGUCGCACCGCCGCUUCCGGCCCACCGGCGGGUACGCCUGCGACCUCUGCGGGAAGGUACUGAACCACCCAUCGUCCGUCGUGUACCACAAGCAGGCGGAGCACGCGGCGCAGCGCUACGUGUGCGGCACCUGCGGGAAGCACUUCCGUCACAAGCAGCUGCUGCAGCGGCACCAGCUCGUGCACUCGCAGCUGAGGCCCUUCACCUGCAAGACCUGUAACGCGACGUUUAAGACCAAAGCGAACUUACUCAAUCAUCAACUUUUACAUUCCGGAAUCAAAAAGUUUUCGUGUGAUAUAUGUAAGCAGAAAUUCGCGCAUAAGACUAGUCUUACGCUACACAUGAGAUGGCACACCGGAGUGAAACCGUUUUCGUGCGCCGUGUGCGGGAAGAGCUUCAGCCAGAAGGGCAACCUGUCGGAGCACGAGCGCAUCCACACGGGCGAGAAGCCCUACCAGUGCACCCUCUGCCCGCGCCGCUUCACCACCUCCUCGCAGCACCGCCUGCACGCGCGCCGGCACGCGCGCCGCCCCGCGCACGACCGGACUACAAUUGUGCGACGUGACGAGGCCGGGGUCCGGCGCAGGCGUCUUCUUGCAAGAAGCAAGCAGAAUCCAAAGCAAAUUAGUCUACUCGUGAACGACAAGAUCCAGCCCGAACCGCAGAUGCAACUACAACAGGCUCAACAUCAGGAGCUGCAGAAGCUGGAGGUUCACGAGGAGACAGAGACAGAGGAGAGAGUCAUAUAUGUUGCGUAUGAUGCUGACGACUCCAACGCGCCUGCCUUUCACAUACUGGAUCCGGAGCAGGCUGUCAACAUAGAAGAGCACAAGGUGCUAACAACGUGUGAACUGUACUCCGGCUCUUCGCUCCUGGUACCGCGACAGCUCGAACAGCUGAAGGCGGAAAUGGAACCAGAGCAGCUGGAGCUGGAGCACGAAGAGAUGGAACUAGACCAUGAGGAGCUGCAGAUGGAGCUGGAGCAAGAGGAAAUGGAAGAACAGAUAGAGAUGGCGAGGGAGCACCUCAUGCUUGAAGAAGAAAAUAUACCUGUGACGGACGAGGAAGGAAACCCUUUGCACUUCACAAUGCAAGACGGCACUAAGCUUGCCAUUACAUCGAUCGACGGGAAAUCUUUGCAGGUUAUUACACAAGAUGGACAAACUAUACCAGUCGAGAUUAAUGGCAUAAAUGAAGAAGAGGAGGCGAUGAGUCCGGACACCGUUGUGCAUCACCUCAACAUACAGAAAGUCGAGGCCAACUCCAACUCCUCGCCCGUCACGCACUACUACACUAUUGUUUAGAUAAAUAUUUGUGUCAAAACACAAAAAUAUUAUUUGCUUUAACCGUUGACGUUACCUUAAUAUUAAAUAGCAAUAUUCUAAUGUAGAAGGAUGUAAAGGUCAUUUUUUACUAACAGGCUAAGUUAAACUAUUUAAGACCAACCAUAAUUAGGUAUAAUAAAGAUUUUUUAAACCGUCAAUAGAUCUAAUGUAAGUACUUAGUUACAUUUAAUGACAUUAAUAGUGAGAAUUAAAUAUUUUUUCUUAUAUUAUCACUAUUAUUACUUUAGUCAGAAUAACAAGCGGUCAUUCUUGGUUAAAGAAAUUAACAAUUAUUGAUAGCUGAUUAAAUCUAUUUCGUAUCAAAUGACCUGGCGUUCAAACUAACUUGCUUUUCGGAAGGUCACACUCUUAGCGAUUAAGUUAUGUUAUGUUUUUGUAAGAAUUACUCGAAAAUAAAAAGAAAAUUAUUGAAAAUUUAUAUAUAACACAGCUUGACUACCGUCUUGUCUCUUUAAAAAAAUACUAGUUUUUCCCAUAGCCUUGAGAACAAAUUUAAAAGACUAAAAUUCAGUUAAUAUAAUUCUAUAGUUUGAUAUUAAUUUUCAUGUUUCUGCAGCUCAAUUAAUAUUAAAUGUUUAAGUAGCUAUAGUAAUAUUUAGAAUAUUGUGUCUUCUGUUUGAUGAGUGGUCUCUUUAAUACGCACCAGGCUGGACCCCUGGCUCUAUUGCUCCAAGUAUGCCAAUCAUUAGAUUUAACCUAGUAUAGUGGGGGUAAAACUGGUCGCGGAAUUGUUUUGUCGAUAACUCCUAAUAAUUUAAAAAAUAAUUAUUUUUCUAUUUUAAUUAUAAGAGUAAAGUAUUAUUGAUUUAUUAUUAAGUGUUGUUACUGUUAAACGCUGUAUAUAGAAUUUGUAGGACACCGCGCUCGUACCAGUAUUAUACUUUUAAUGAACGUUUUGGGAUAUUGCAAUGAGUGAAUGAGAAAAUUAAUGGUCAGUGUUGUUAAAAAAAAAAAAACUGAAUUAAAUUGAUUAUACAUUCCUCGUUAGUGUCAUGUUACAAAUUGCAUUUAAAAUAAUCUUGAAUAUAACGUCGACAAUAUCAAUACAACGAAAAAUAUUGUAUGUGUCUUGAAUGAAUAUUAUUAAUAAUAUAAUUUAAAUAGUUCCGCUGUCACAGAUUUAUUUUAAUCCCAAUUAAUAAUGGGUCAUACAAUUUAAUCUCAAAUAUUUAUAAAUGUUACAAGGUGUAAUGUGAAUGUGAUUACCGAUAAUGGGAAUACUCAGAUUUUAGUUGCAUAUUUAAAUUAUGGAUGUAUAUAAAUGAGAAUUAUAAUGUAAUUUAUAAAA
Molecule: messenger RNA, 4032 nt
Organism: Vanessa tameamea
Lineage: Eukaryota; Metazoa; Arthropoda; Insecta; Lepidoptera; Nymphalidae
Product: zinc finger protein Xfin-like
Exons: 18
Coding region: 51-2702 (883 amino acids)
Biological process (GO): regulation of transcription by RNA polymerase II
Cellular component (GO): nucleus
Molecular function (GO): DNA-binding transcription factor activity, RNA polymerase II-specific; RNA polymerase II cis-regulatory region sequence-specific DNA binding; zinc ion binding
Source: RefSeq, a predicted model, not a curated record